AUGGCGCCCGCGGAGAUCGCAGACGCCUGCUCCCGGGUUUCGGUGGGGAACGGAUUGCCUGAGGAUGGGCACUUGGUUCGAGCCGCUUUUCAGGGGCAGUGCGUGUACUAUUGGAAGGGCGCCGCUUCGGAGCUUAAGAACCCGCUCUUGGAGGAGAGCGAGAGCAAAUGGGACGUGGGCGCGUCGAAUCUCCCCCUGAUCGCCGAAGGGGACCCGUCUGGCGGCAAGGACAACCUCAAGAACAUCGUGCUCACGUGGAUCGGCUCCUUGAGCGAGGAGCAGCUUCCAGCAACGACAGUGUGGAAGCAGCGGGACAUCUCGGUCACGGGGAUCGUGAAGCAGCUUAAGAGCACCGGCCCGCAACUCCAGAUUUUGAACGGGGAGCUGGAAAAGGUUCUCAAUUCCAAGAAGGAGAACAUGCUCCAAGAAUCAGACAUCAUCGAGUUCUUGGAUGGCACUGACGCAUUCGGAAAAGGGACUGGUCAAGACCAGUGCUGCAUCAAACCUGUGGCGUGGAUGCUGCUGUGUUCACAAAUGAAGACUUACACUCGGGAAAUGGGCAGCGACUCGUGUGGCCGUCUGCGCUUCGUGCUCCUGCACCUCGACGCUAGCAAGACCAAGAACACGCCCACGGAGGAGAAACUUGUACCCCGGCACCGAAGCAUGGAGUUGCUGACGGAGACCCUCCGAGAAGUCUUGUUGGCGCAGCAGAGUGCGGCGCCGGAGGCAGCGCAUGGGUUCGCCGACGCCGCGAGCGCCCCGAGCUCGUCGCAGCCGCCUGGCGAGUCGGCCGACGCGGCGCGCCCCCCCGUGAAGUUGCGCGCCCGCCUCAGCCGCGCCAUGGCGAACGUGGAGGGGCCGUCGGUGAAGGAGGAGGAGCCGAUAGUGAGAGUGAAGCUGGAGGAGCCCCACCACCCGCCGGCGCAGCCAGUGACAGCUGGCGCCCCGCCCAGCGACAUGGCCGUGAGCAUCAUGGACUGGAAGCCGACGGCCGCCCUCAUAUUCAUCGGAGUUCAGGACGGGUCCUCGGCCGCGUGCAACAAAUCGGGCAACCCCAUGGGCAGCUCCGUCGUGACUAAACACGCGGGCAAAGCUUUCGGCGCUUGCGCCACGGCUAACGUGGCGUCCAGGAACGGGCUGCUCCGCGCCUGCCCCGGCUGCCGCGGCUGA
Molecule: messenger RNA, 1170 nt
Organism: Prorocentrum cordatum
Lineage: Eukaryota; Dinophyceae; Prorocentrales; Prorocentraceae
Source: the annotation of a GenBank genome assembly